AUGGAAGACGGCCCAUCAAUUUCUCGUCCCUUCCUGCAGGGUUACGAAGAGCAGUCAUAUGAGGAUCAGCAGGAUCAGCAACAGCAGCAGCAGCAGCAGCAGCAGCAACAGCAGCAGCAGCAGCAAGAGGACAGCAGCCUCUAUGAGCAUUCAAGCCGUGGGGCCUCGAGGGUCUCCUCGAGUCCCCCCGGCAUAUUGUCUCCUUCAGAGGAUGGCUAUGAUAGAAUAGGAAUUGAUGCUGCUGCUGCUGCUGCUGCAGCAGCAGCAGCAGCAGCAGCAGCAGCAGAGAGUGAAGAAGAUGUAGGGUUUAGGGAUUCUGUUGUUGUAGGCAUACCACCAUCAGAAGAUGAUACAGCAGCAGACACAGCAGCAGACACAGCAGCAGCAGCAGCAGCAGCAACAGGAACAGCAACAUCUUUAUCCUCUGCUGCAGCAACUCCCUUAGUACCACCACAACCAACAGCAGCAGCAGCAGCAGCAGCAGCAGCAGCAGCACAGGAUAUAUAUAAUGGAUCAGGAGGAGAGAAAGAGAAGAAGAGACUGUCUCCUUUAUUAUUAAAGGAGACAAAGGAGACAGCUAGCGAAAGCAUGCAGCAGCAGCAGCAGCAGCAGCAGCAGCAGCGUGUAGCCAUCAUGCAUUAUGCAUGCAUGAGCAUUGUACACACCAACACGAACUGCAGCAGCAGCAGCAGCAGCAGCAGCAGCAGCAGCAGCAGCAGCAGCAGCAGCACGAGCCCGGUAGCAGCAAUAAUUAUUCCUUCCUAUGGAGACCCUUUGGAGGAGAUAUCUAUAGAGAAGGAGACACCUAUAGAGGAGACAGGGGAGGAGGAGACAGGGGAGGAGGAGACAGGGGAGGAGGAGACAGGGGAGGAGACUGUUGCUUAUAUAGAGGAGACAGUUGCCUAUAUAGAGGAGACAGAGGAGGAGACAGAGGAGGAGACAGGGGAGGAGACAGGGGAGGAGACAGGGGAGGAGACAGUUGGUUAUAUAGAGGAGGAGACAGUUGGUUAUAUAGAGGAGACAGUUGUAGAUUAG
Eimeria maxima is the source of this 1035-nucleotide messenger RNA. RefSeq lists its product as hypothetical. The transcript has 2 exons. The record is from RefSeq and is a predicted model, not a curated record. Lineage: Eukaryota; Apicomplexa; Conoidasida; Eucoccidiorida; Eimeriidae. Bases 1 to 1035 code for a protein of 344 amino acids.